UAUCUCAAUAUGAAACUUUCAAUAAAUAUUUAGUUCCUUAGGGUGCUACUUGACUAAACUUCUGACUUUUUAAUGUUGAAUAAAGAUGCCAAUAUUGAACUCCAGAAAUGGUGGUGGGAUCCUUUGAUAGGGCUAAAAUAACAUUGUUUUGAUAAAAAUGGGGAAAAUAUAAGCAUAAUUUAUUUAUUGUUAACUUUUUCCAUACUUAUUUAUCUAACUAACUUAUCUACAUUCUCAUGACGAUAUUUUUUUAAUAUGCACUUUAUUUCUGCAAGGUAAAUUAUAAUUCUAUACCCAGACCUGCCAACAUUGCUGACAUAAUAAUUUUAGCUUAAUAACUGGAAGUUUAAUGCAGUACCUACAUUUCCCAUGAUUCCACCGGAAUUUGGUAACUGAAAAAUCCAAGAUGGCGGCCACGGUCGGUAAACAAAAGGCGACUAGAAAUCAAUAAUUGUGUUUUCUGAUUGGACAGAGAAAUGGGGCCGAGAAUCAGAAAGAGAAAAGCUAAAGAUAUCAGCAUUACGCAAAAGGCUAUUGAGGAAAACAAUGCUCCGAUUGCAAAAUCAAGAAAAUAUGACAAGAAUGCCGAAAAUGAAAACUAUGAACAUGCUGAAAUCAAAGGAAAAAGCAAUGAAGACAUUAUCAAUCCUGACACCAAGAAAAUAAAUGCUUUAUUGGCUGACAACAGCACAGAACCUGGAGACAUAGAUCAUGUAUCAAAUCGUUUGAAUGACAAGGAAAGAAUUAACGAAAACGCUGAGGAAGAAGAUUUAAAUGUUUGUAUCAGUGCUAUAGAAUCCUACAGUCAGGAAUUAAUAGUAAUUAUUAUCGAUGGUCUAGUGUCUAAAAUAGAGGAAGAGGCACAUGACAGAGUAGAACAAAUAUCGGUUGACAAAACACUACAUGCAGGUGUUAAUGAAACUAAACACACUAUUGGAAACGGUACACAUGUGCAACCUCAAAACAACUCUACGGCCUAUGGCCUUACUACAAAAGAUGAACGCGGGGAUGAAAUAAUUGAUGAACACAAAAUACCUUCGCCCACAAAACCAACCAGUUUUACCAAGCAAGGUGGUCUUACAGCACAAGGGUACCUAGAAGGAGAAGAAACUGUCGGAGAUGUUGCAUUGGAUAGACAGAUUAAAAUUGACAACACAAAACGUGUUAAUGAGAAAGGCGAUGAAUGCAAACAGGUAGACAUUUACACUGCUGAAAACAAUGGUACGAAUAUUGAAUCAGAUCACAAAAUAGAUGAAACAGAAAAAGACGUCAGUAUGUUGGAAGAAUCGAAACAAGAAAGUAACGAGACACAAAACAGUACAGAAGCAGUUGGCACAGAAAGUAAAGAUCGGGCAAAUAGUGAAAGUAUGAGUAAUACUGAAGAGAAGAGUCGUUCAAGUCAAGAUAUAUCGAACUCACAAUUGGCUGAUAUAGACUGGAAUUCACAGUUCCCAUCAAAUAGUCCUAACACUAGUAUAAGGGAAAUUCAAGAGGUCGACACAGUCGAAAAAUACGAAGCAGUUCCUGCUCACAAGAAAUCUAACAAAGAAAACCUUAACACUCAUCUAAAGACAAAGUAUGAAGAUGGAACAGUGAUAGUUAAAGGGCUUAUCGCCGAAGUUGUACAUUUAAAUAAACUAUUGCUUUGGAAGAAGAGGGAUCUUGGCACUGCGAGGCGACAGCGUCAGAAAUGAUGAACAUUUAUACUCCAUGCUCUCAACAUUGCAGCCGGCAUUUUAAGAAGUCUUCAGUGCAGUCGUUUGAACAUUGAAAAUAGUUUUUAACUUCAGUUCAUUCAAAGUCGAUGUUGCUGAACAUUUAUGCU
This is a messenger RNA of Mya arenaria, 1825 nucleotides long. RefSeq lists its product as uncharacterized. The record is from RefSeq and is a predicted model, not a curated record. NCBI's taxonomy places the organism in Eukaryota, Metazoa, Mollusca, Bivalvia, Myida, Myidae. The coding region runs from base 477 to 1694 and encodes 405 amino acids. The transcript has 9 exons.